AACAAAAACACAAAAGAUGUCAGAUCUUUUGGUUGAAAAUGUCACUCUUUGAAUGUGGAGAAAGCCAAUAAGACGGAUGGUGAGCUUGUCUUAAUUGGAUGAAAAAGGGUUUAGCGCUUAAAGUUCAACACUUGCGAGUUUCCUGUUCGUAAAUAUCCCCAUCCGAAAAAAGGAAUUGGAACACAAAUUGAAAGUAGUCUGCGCAAUUGUCGAACACAAAAGGCAGGGUCACCCCAACAAACCAACUUGUUCACUUCUGUGACCUUGAUUUGUUGGGUCUUGAGUGUUUCCUUUCUAUUGGGGAGUUGUUUAGUGUAGAGCAGUGUUCUUACGUUGUAAGCUGGCGACAAGUUGCUAGUUGUCAUUUAUUUUGUUGUGUUAUUUUGUUUUAUUUCUUUUUUUUUUUUUGUUGGGAACACCUUUGUACGUCUCUCGCUCUCUCUCGCUCUCUCUCUCUCCCGCUUUCUCUACCGUUUGCUUCUUGGCGAAUGUUUUGCUUUUAAAGCAGGCAACAUAUACCCCUCACACGCAAAAAGACCCCUUCUCCCAGCUUAUCGCCGGACGACAAUUUUGGUUAUCGGUAGCUUGUUGAGUUUUCCAAACUCUCGACCGCCCCGACCCCCAUCAUUCUGUUUUCGCUCUUCCUUGCUCAUGGCUCUGACCUUGUCAGUCUCUCGCUUUUCUGCCGAAGGUACCACCUUCGACUGUGUGGGCGCAUCCCCAAUGUCUGCCUCUGGAAACUACCCAACACCAGGCAUGUUACAUUGGCAGUCGCAAGGAUGUUGGGGGCCCUCGGGGAUCAUCACAACUACCACAGCGGCGUCAACAGGGACAACGAAUACGUCAGGAGCAGGUUAUCCGUACUCUACGUCACCUGUAGAGUUUGAGUUUCCCACUCAAACUAUGGAUCAUUCGCCAUCCGACGCGUGGAACCCAUCGUUCAGUAUUCCCACUUUGGCAGCAGAUUUGUCACCAACGCCCAUUCCCGAGCCUACUUAUGGAGUCGAUCUCCAGGACACGGGAAUCUUUAUAGACAGCAUGUUCUUUCACCAUGACACGGCCAAUGUCAAGUCUGCAGCUGUCGAUAUGUGUGCCAUCCUUGCCGAUACGGACGCCGAGGUCCAGAGUCCUGACGAACUCUCCAAGGAUCAGGCCUAUGUCGAUCAUGCGGACUGGACACGAUCCGGGGUACCUCCAUCCCCCAUUCACUUGGAUAAACGGGGGAUUGGGGAGCAGACACUCGACAUGGACCCUUGGGAAAUACCUUCAGAGCAUCAGAUACCCUUUACCCCCAACGGUCUUCACCCUCAAAACUCCCCACCUUUCAAUCCAGUGUACAGCGCACCUCGGUACAUGUAUACGAUGCCACCUGCAUCCGCCCCGCCCUUGCAUUCACCAUCAGCAACAUCGCCACCUAUCCAAUCCCUCCCGAUCCUCGUCCCAACAGCCCGAAACCCGGUCUUUGCGCCCUCUUCUUCACCCUCAGACAUUGGUUCCAUCCCCUCUGCCCCAACCUCUCCACCCGUCUGCACAAAUUGCGGAACAAGUCAUACAUCCCUCUGGCGACGCGACAAGACAUCUGGCCGCAAACUAUGCAAUGCGUGCAAACUAUUUAGCGAUCUGCAUGGCGUGAUGAGACCAGAGAGUUUAUGGAAAACUGGCUUUGUCAAGCGACGAAGGCGAAAUGGAUCGGGUGAUUCUGAUACGCUGGCACGUAAAAGGGGAGCUGGGGCUGGAAAGCGGAAAGUGAUGGUACCUAGUCUUGUAAGAGAUGUGAGGCUAGCAGAUUUUGGCAUGACACCAGGUGUGUCGUAACGGCAUUCAUGUUUAAUAUUAUAUUUGUUUGGUCCACUAUCAUUACCACUGCUCUGGAGAUUCUACCUGUGCAGUUUCCAUUCAAAUGUCUGAUUCACAUG
Messenger RNA from Spizellomyces punctatus DAOM BR117, 1916 nucleotides. RefSeq lists its product as uncharacterized. Gene Ontology annotation, biological process: positive regulation of transcription by RNA polymerase II; negative regulation of transcription by RNA polymerase II. Bases 652 to 1815 code for a protein of 387 amino acids. The record is from RefSeq and is a predicted model, not a curated record. Gene Ontology annotation, molecular function: DNA-binding transcription factor activity, RNA polymerase II-specific; zinc ion binding; RNA polymerase II cis-regulatory region sequence-specific DNA binding. The transcript has a single exon. NCBI's taxonomy places the organism in Eukaryota, Fungi, Chytridiomycota, Chytridiomycetes, Spizellomycetales, Spizellomycetaceae.